GACAACAGGAUCAACUCUUCCCCAUCCCAAUAAUAUGUGUUCUCCACUAGUCACUAGUUUUUUAACAAACACUUUUUCACUUUUUUAAUAACAAGUUUUAAUUACUGUAUGUUCUUGUGAUUUUGUUGCACCAUGGAUAACAGUGUUAUGGAGGGUUCAUCCACUGGCUAUCCAAAACGAGUAAGCACUGAAAGAUUACAAGAAAUAUUCAAUAAGUAUGCUCACACAGAAAAGAAUGGCGAACGAUUCAUGUCUGCAAAAGAGUUUGUUCAAGACUUUCUUGGACUUUUUCCUGGCAGUGGAAAUGAUCAGAGCAUCAAACUGCUGGCUGGCAUCGUCGACACUAGCAAAGAUGGCCUCAUUUCAUUUGCCGAGUUCCAGGCCUUUGAAGGAUUACUCUGUGUACCUGAUGCCCUCUAUAAAACAGCCUUUCAACUGUUUGACAUUAAUGGAAAUGGGAUGAUAUCUUUCAAGGAGUUCUUGGAGGUGAUGAGCAAAACCGAACUAUACCAGAGAAUGCCUUUGCGUGUCGACAACAACUUCAUCAGUUUGUAUUUUGGUAAAGAUAAGAAGAGAGUGAUCAGCUAUGCUGAGUUUAGUCAGUUUCUUCAUGAUUUUCAUGAAGAAUGUGCGACAGAAGCAUUCCGCCAGUUUGACAAAGAAGGGUCUGGCUUCAUCUCGGCCCUGGACUUCAGAGAUAUUAUGGCAUCCAUCAAAAGCCACUUGCUGACAAGAGAAGUCCAGGACAAUCUUGUUGCGGCCGCAGGUGGUGGCCAGGGGGGUCACAAGGUCAGCUUCCCCUACUUCAUGGCCUUCAACUCACUACUCAACAAUAUGGAGCUGGUCAAAAGAAUCUACCUCAAUGCAACUAACGGCCAUAAGGACCUAGAGUUGACAAAAGAAGAGUUCCUGUAUUCCGCCCAAAUGAUGUCUCAAAUAACCCCUCUUGAAGUGGACAUAUUAUUCCUGUUGUGUCACCUGCUUCACCAAACUACGAGGAUAUCAUACAGUGAUCUAGAGUCUAUAGCGCCUGAGCAGUUUUUCAAACAGUUUACAAGACUGGCUGAAAUCCACGCCGUUUCUAGUCCAGAUGAGAGAGGGUUCGUUAUACAAAUUUUGGAGUCCGUUUAUCGUUUUACCCUCGGAUCCUUAGCGGGAGCUACGGGAGCGACAGCUGUUUAUCCAAUUGAUUUGGUGAAGACGAGAAUGCAAAACCAGAGAACGGGGUCUUUCAUUGGAGAACUGAUGUAUCGCAAUAGUUGGGAUUGCUUCAAGAAAGUGGUCAGACACGAGGGCUUCACAGGAUUGUAUCGAGGUUUGGUGCCCCAACUGAUGGGAGUAGCUCCAGAGAAGGCCAUCAAGUUGACUGUCAAUGACUUAGUCCGUGACAAACUGUCAGACAAGAACGGACGAUUACCUCUCUACGCUGAAGUCAUCGCUGGAGGAUGUGCAGGAGGAAGCCAAGUGGUAUUUACAAAUCCUCUGGAGAUAGUCAAGAUCCGCCUCCAGGUUGCUGGAGAAAUCGCUACUGGAGAAAAGAUCAGGGCCUGGAGUGUCGUCAAGGACCUAGGAUUCUUUGGACUUUACAAGGGUGCUAGAGCUUGUUUCCUACGAGACAUUCCAUUCAGUGCCAUCUACUUCCCCACGUAUGCCCACAUGAAAGCAAAGCUGGCCAAUGAGAAUGGUUAUAACACACCUUGGUCUCUUCUGGUAGCAGGAGCCAUUGCAGGAGUUCCAGCCGCCUCCCUGGUCACGCCUGCCGAUGUCAUAAAGACUAGACUACAGGUGGUAGCUAGAGCUGGUCAAACAACAUACAAUGGUUUGACUGAUGCAGCUGUGAAGAUAUAUCGAGAGGAAGGACCAAGGGCUUUCUGGAAGGGUACUGUUGCACGAGUGUGUCGGUCUUCUCCCCAAUUUGGAGUCACAUUAUUAACCUAUGAAGUACUUCAGCGGUUAUUCUAUGUGGACUUUGGAGGAUCACGACCAGCUGGUUCUGAGCAAAAGAUACCGUCCACAGGUAUACCGGAGUUGGACAAGUCGACUAAUCCUGAUCACGUUGGAGGCUACCAUGCCGCUUUGCCCAUUAUCAGUGGCAUUGAAUCCAAAUUUGGCCUCAGCCUGCCCAAAAACCCAUCAUUGGGUUAAGGGUCUAACCUGGUAUCUGGAUCAAAGCUUUACACACCUCAUGCUUUCAAACUUUCAAAACAGUUACUAUUGAAAUGAUUUAUGUUACAAUGCAGUAUGUUUUCAUGCAUACAAGAAUAUUUAUGAAACAGAAUGAACACAAAUGUAUUAACAUUUCUUUUCUUUAUUCGAUAGAAUUUAAAAAAUGUAUUCAUCGUGUAUUGAAAUUUUAAAAGAUACCAACCCAUAAUUUUUUAAGAUAAGCUUUAAAAACACAUUCAUAUUCUAAACUUACUCUAUUGACUGUAGAGAAACGCAAUUUCAACAUUUAAUUAUUUUAAUGGAGCUAGAAAGCAAAAUCUAAAUUUUGACAAUUUGUACAGAGUAGUCUAUGUUUUAAAUCUUCUAUUUUAAUAUUAGAAUAAAAUUCCUUUUAUAAAGUAUGGGUCAAUAAUAUUGUAUUUCCUUAAGCUAAAGAAAUGGAACUAUCUUUCUCAAAUGAAUUUUGAAUUCAGAUAUUUACUAACAUACAACUACAACUGAACUCAUACCUUACCAAUUUCAUUUUGUUUCUAAAUAACUUAGAUUUUUUAAUUUGUUGCACUAUUAAUUUACAAGACAAUUAAAUAAUAUAAAAUGUAAUUUUACAGAUAUUCAGUUAAUUCUUUAUUGCCAAACUCCUUUUAGGACCUCUCAUUAUAAACACGAGCUUAAUACUACGUGCAGAAAUUCAAACUAGUAAGUUACAGUAAAAUUUCAAAAGGAUGAGUUGAAAUGUAGCAUUUACCAUUAAGAGACGUAGGAAUGUUUUUUACGUUGGUUUAUCUGCUCAUUUGAAAACGGAAAGAAUGUGUUAAAGUCUGCUCAAUAUUAAUAUUUUCAUUAGUAAAUCAACAAAAUAAUAUUAACUGUAUAGACGUAGUGCUAACUUUUUUAAUCUAAUUCUAAGCACAUCGCUUUUCUUGGCACUCACCCCCUUAUAUGUGCAUUCCCUUAAUGAAAAUUGUAUUAAUCAAUGUAGCCCCUUGAGUUUGACUAAUUAUAUCAAAAAUGUGUGUUUCCCACUCUCAACAAAUGGCCCCCGUUAUUCAUCCUAACACACAUUUAUGUUAUGAUGUCGUCGGCUGAAAUAAGUUAAAUAUAUGUCCUUUUUUAUACUCGAUAUAUCCUCUUAAAAUUUAAUGUUACUCUUGAACAUUACUCAUACUAUUUUAAAUUAUAUAUGAACCACCAUUACUGCCUUCACCAGUAGUAACUUUUAGAAAUCAGUCCACAUAAUUUUGAAGUUUAUACAUUUCAUAAAUUAUAUAGAUUUAUCAUGAUGUUAUCACUUAGCUGUAAGAAAAUUGUUUAAUUGUCUGUACACUUGAUUAUUUGUAGAGUUUUACUAUGUCAAAGUUGGUGUGUAUAAUUAAUCAUAGGGAAAUAAUCACUACAAUAAAUUUAGCUAAUAUUGCAUAAAACAUCAAUAACACAGCAAACAAAGUUACACUUUAGAUGUAUAAAAAGUAUCAGUCUAAUAAAUUAUAAGUAGUAAAAUUAUUUCCCUUUGAGUAUAAUUUAAUCCGUAUUUAAAAUGCUGAUUAAACACACCAUCUUCAUCCUAUUUUAAGUAUAUUCAUUUCCUGUUCUACGUUUAAUGUACCGUACCUAAAACUACUCCACAUAUAAAAAAAUGUAUAUUUUCUUAGUGACAAGUAAAACUUGUGAGAAUGUGAUAAACAUGGUCCUGUAUUUAAAGUACUGCUUCAAAAGCAUAUAUAUCGAAUCGAUACAAGUUGUUAUAUUGUUAUAUUUCCUUUACUGUUAUAAUUAGAGCUUUUAAAGCUUACUGGUAUUAUGAGUACAAAUGCUUUACUAUUUUGAUGGUGCAUAGUUGAGUUAGAUUAUUUCUUUCCUUGACAUGUUGGUUUUUGUUUUUGUUGCAUGUCCACACCCAGGGUGAAACCUGAGCUUCUAAUUCUUUAUUUCCAAAGCUUUGUAUAGUGUGCUGUUUGAAUCAAAUUUUCAAAAGUAAUUUAAACCUUAAUCAAAAACCUGAAAAUAAUAAUCAUUAAAUGAAUUUUAUUUUAUAUACAUUCUUUUAAAACAUUUGUACUCAGAUAAACUAUUGAUUAUAUUUCUGUUACAUGUUUUGGUUGUUAAAUUUACAAAGUCUUACAAUCAUGGCCUUUUAUUUUUUGUCUUAUAAUGUUAAUCUGUUUAUAUUUUAAUACUAGGUAUAAACUUUUUAUUUUUAAUUAGCAAUUUUCAUUCUAUUAGUUAAUUUUUUAAUGUACCAUUUGAGGUUAAAACACUGUUGCAUUUGGGUAAGCAUUUAAGUCCAAGUUAUAUAAUGACAACCUGAUAAUGUGUCUAGACAACUUUAGUGAUCUUAUAUGUCUAGAUAACAGUGUUUUAUUGACUUCCAGUAUUAGAUGUUAAGCAAAUUCAUAGUAUAUCAUCAUACAAUUAUAUUCUUUUAAAUAUUUAGUUUUAUUAUAUAGUUUAUGUAAUUAGCUUUGUUUUUAUCAUUUAUUUCAAAAUAAGGCCAUGGUACAUACAAUUAAAAUUAUAUUAGAUUUUAUUAGUGCAGUGGCGAUAACAUAAUUUGUACAAACCGUUUUGUAUGUCUUUUGGAUCAUCAACGUCCAUUAACUAUUGUAUUAAGGAUUAGUUCAACAUUAUUUAUCUUGCAUGUGCCUCUGCAACGACAUUGUUUGUAGUUUUUUGUUGUUAAAAGUUUCUGCCAGAUUUAUUGUUACUUUAUUGAAAAACUGUGAUGUACAAAUAUGAUAAAGGAUCUGAAAUUCUUA
Molecule: messenger RNA, 4919 nt
Organism: Macrosteles quadrilineatus (aster leafhopper)
Lineage: Eukaryota; Metazoa; Arthropoda; Insecta; Hemiptera; Cicadellidae
Product: calcium-binding mitochondrial carrier protein Aralar1-like
Exons: 17
Coding region: 133-2145 (670 amino acids)
Biological process (GO): malate-aspartate shuttle; aspartate transmembrane transport; L-glutamate transmembrane transport
Molecular function (GO): L-aspartate transmembrane transporter activity; L-glutamate transmembrane transporter activity; calcium ion binding
Source: RefSeq, a predicted model, not a curated record